This is a messenger RNA of Phycomyces blakesleeanus NRRL 1555(-), 264 nucleotides long. RefSeq lists its product as hypothetical. Lineage: Eukaryota; Fungi; Mucoromycota; Mucoromycetes; Mucorales; Phycomycetaceae. The record is from RefSeq and is a predicted model, not a curated record. Bases 1 to 264 code for a protein of 87 amino acids. The transcript is spliced from 3 exons.
AUGGACAGGUCAGAAGUUAUGCAUCGUUUGUGGAAUCGGGACCUUGCUACUGUCCUGAACUUCCGACAUAUACUUAACAAUCUGAGAUAUGAUGGGACUAUACCUGUAAGGUUCACCCGCGUCAUUCGGAUUGGACGUAUCAGAAGACAAGCAGAAGAAGAUCUCCAGGAGGGUCGUCGACCCACCCGAGCUACCGCUGGGUAUUAUUCUCAAUUGGUCCUUCAGUUCUGGUAUCUGAAAUCUCAUCAUUUAGGAACUAGAUGA